AUGGGUCGGCAUCGGGACGAAAUCCUCGAACUAUCGUGCGACUCGUGGAAGGCUGGCCCCAUCACCAAGGUCAUGGCACCGAAUAUGGCGAGAAACGAGUCUGUAUUGGAGAGUUGGGGACCCGGAUAUCUCAUCACGCCCGAGAAUAAGGAGCUCGAUUUGGAUAGGCUUCGGUUCCGCGCGAUCUUGCCAGUGUCAACACUCCAUUUGCAAGAUGAUGGACAACUGCCGAGCAAGUCAAGCUCCUUGGCUGCCAACAGUCAGCGUACCUAUGCCUUUCAAGGCCCGCUCACAGGCCUUAGCCCCUGCUCGCAUGUGGUAGGCUUAGGUGCCGAUGAGCUUGCACCUUAA
Messenger RNA from Aspergillus vadensis CBS 113365, 351 nucleotides. RefSeq lists its product as uncharacterized. The coding region runs from base 1 to 351 and encodes 116 amino acids. The record is from RefSeq and is a predicted model, not a curated record. The transcript is spliced from 2 exons. Lineage: Eukaryota; Fungi; Ascomycota; Eurotiomycetes; Eurotiales; Aspergillaceae.